Syzygium oleosum is the source of this 1216-nucleotide messenger RNA. Its product is annotated as peroxidase 44. Gene Ontology annotation, molecular function: heme binding; peroxidase activity. NCBI's taxonomy places the organism in Eukaryota, Viridiplantae, Streptophyta, Magnoliopsida, Myrtales, Myrtaceae. Gene Ontology annotation, cellular component: plasmodesma; plant-type cell wall. The record is from RefSeq and is a predicted model, not a curated record. The coding region runs from base 69 to 1037 and encodes 322 amino acids. The transcript is spliced from 2 exons. Gene Ontology annotation, biological process: response to oxidative stress; hydrogen peroxide catabolic process.
AGAACUGAGAAACACAAGUGUUUUUUCUUCACUUCAUACGCAUUCGCUAGUAUUGGCUGAGGACGCUAAUGGCGUGCAAAAUGAAGAACGCAGUUCUUGUGCUCCUCUUUGUUCUUCCUCUUGCGCUGGCUGAUUUGAGGGUCGGCUUCUACAGCUCCACCUGUCCGCAAGCAGAAUCCAUCGUGCGGCAAGUUGUUCAGAAGAGAUUCGGAACCGAUCGAUCGAUCACGGCCGCCUUGCUUCGCAUGCAUUUUCACGAUUGUUUCGUGAGGGGCUGUGAUGCAUCCAUCCUCAUCGACUCCACCACCAAGAAGCCAUCGGAGAAAUCCGCGGGGCCGAACUUCUCCGUGCGAGGAUUCGACAUAAUCGACGAAGCCAAGAAGAGCCUUGAGGCUGCAUGCCCGUCAACUGUGUCUUGCGCUGACAUUGUCACGCUAGCAACUCGAGACUCCGUGUUCCUCGCCGGAGGCCCCAGCUACAAUGUCUCUACGGGAAGGCGGGACGGUCUGGUUUCAAACCCGAAUGAAGUGAACUUGCCGGGACCCUCAUUCACGGUAUCUGAGGCGCUACAAGCUUUCACUGCAAAAGGGUUUACCCUCACAGAAAUGGUGACUCUUCUGGGCGCCCACUCCGUUGGAGUCGCUCACUGCAGCUUGUUCCAAGACCGCCUUUCAAAUUUCCAAGGCACUGGAGCUCCGGAUCCAACGAUGGACUCGAGCUUGGUCGCGAAGCUGAAGGGAAUUUGUGGGGACUCGACGAGCAACGACCCGACUGCUUUUUUGGACCAGAGCACGUCGUUCAUUAUGGAUAACCAGUUCUACAGACAAAUUAUGCAGAAGAAAGGGGUGUUACAAAUCGACCAGGAGCUUGCCGUGGACAAAUCUAGCGCCGGCAUCGUUUCUCGGUUUGCGUCGGAUGCGGACAGUUUCAAGAAUAGCUUCGCGAGUGCGAUGGUGAAGCUGGGAAAUAUUCAGGUUCUCACUGGGAAUGCUGGAGAGAUCAGGAGGAAUUGCAGGGUUUUCAAUCAGCCCAAGUGAAUUAAUGACAUGUCCCUAUAGGGGGAAUACUUUCUUCACUUGAUUAAAUUUUGUGAAGAAUUCUUUGUAUGUCACUUCAUUAUUUUACUUGACGAGCAUUUCAGCAAGGGAAUGUAUUGUCAUUGAAUUUCAUUGUGGGUCAAGUACUGAUUUUGAAUAAUGAGCUUAUAUUAAAAGUC